This is a messenger RNA of Mytilus californianus (California mussel), 11513 nucleotides long. RefSeq lists its product as uncharacterized. Gene Ontology annotation, molecular function: protein binding. The transcript has 19 exons. Lineage: Eukaryota; Metazoa; Mollusca; Bivalvia; Mytilida; Mytilidae. The record is from RefSeq and is a predicted model, not a curated record. The coding region runs from base 191 to 3952 and encodes 1253 amino acids.
GAGAAAUGUUUACCUUUGAUUUUUUGAGUGAAGGAAGUGUAACCACGUUUGAGUCAUUUAAACUAAAAUGACAUGCUUUAAUGUUUCCAUAUUUCACAAUAACAGUUUUAAAUUUACCAUGAAGAUUGAGCGAUGUUAUCUCUAAUAAAAUAAAAAGUGAGAAUUUUUGAAACGAAAAAUAGGACUUGCAAUGAAGUAUGUAAUCCUGCUUUGUAUGUUUUUGAAUGGGUUUGUACAGGACGAUUUUGUCAGUGGUUGCUGGGGUUGCUGUGAAUGCGGAGAGCUGGACCAAAGUGACCCAUAUUUGUUUGUUGGUGAAUACUUAAAUAUAACUUGUACAUUAUCAUCACAAACUGUUGAAAAUGGAGACAACUCAUCAAAACUGUGGUUUUCAUAUGGAAGUGAUAUAGAUGUUCCAGAUACAGAAACAACUAUCCUAAAUAGUACUUCACUAAAGUUAAGUACAUUGAUUACAACAACAUUUGACAGUCCUUAUUUGUGUAACCUGAGGAAUCCUAAUUUUACCAAGAAUGUUUGGGACAAUGUUGCCAUAGUGGGUACCACCACAGUACGAACUGAAUACCGUCCAGAACCUGUUAAAAACUUCAGUUGUAUUAUUUAUGACUGGGAUGAGAAAAUGGAAUGUAGCUGGGACUUGGGUGUGAAUUAUAGGAACUUGCAUUUUAUCAACACAACAUUGAUUAUAUCAGAUGGAAUUGAGGAAAAUGGUAAUUCUGGAAGCUGUCCUAAUAUGAAUUUACUGAAUUGUUCAUUGUAUCAAGGAGGAGGGAUUUCGUUUGAUAGAUCUACUUUGUACUUAAAUGUAAAUGUGAAAAACACCUUGCGUGAUGUAUCGGUGGACACAGGUUGGAUAACUGUUAAACAAGCUAAAUCUGUGAAACCAAGUCCAGUUGAUAUGAUUGAGAUUUCAUCUAUUACAAGUAAAUGUGUCUCAUUAAAGUGGGUACACAAGAGAGUACACAGGUCAAAGAUAUUCAUCAUCCAUAUUACUUCAAAGUGGAACGAUGAUAAGGUAAAAGAGUCAAGAGAAUUUAACACAACAGUUUGUGAUCUAAAGCCAAACACAGAAUAUCAAAUAUCAAUAGUGACACGACCAGGAGAGGAUAUUGGAUAUCCUAGUGAACCUGUGAUCAACAUCACCACAACAGAGACAGACCUCCCUGACCGACCACCAGAAGUUUUUCCUGGAAGUUAUGUUGUAUCGGUUGAGGGCUGUAGGAAUAACAAUCGUAAUGUGACUUUGUAUUGGAAGGAUUUGCCAGAAACAUACCAGAAUGGUCAGAUGUCAGGAUACAAUGUCAAGGUAUUUUCAGGUGAUGGGAUAUCGCCUAAUUACCCUGUCCACAGACGAACAUAUACAUCCUUGUCUCUACCUUGUAGAAAAGGAGUGAAUAUAUCAGUGUUCUCAUGGAAUGAAGUAGGGUACUCAGUUGAAGCAUCAGAGAUAACUAUACCUGAAGCUAAUAGCCUUUUACCUCCAAGUAGGACUAUAGUGGAGGCCCAGAAUACUUCUACGGAUACAACUGUAAGCGUAAGUUGGACUCCAACAGAGGAUGAGAGAAUUAAAUUCCACACUGUAUACUACUGUCAGUUUGAUACAGAAUGUACAACUGAUAUUGAAUGGAUAAGGGUACCAGGUAAUUCUACCUCACUCACAAUUGAACACAUACAGUUUGAUAAGAAAUACAGAUUUGGUGUAUCAUCUGACAUGGAUGUAGGAAGUUCAGGAUUUAACUGGGAAGAUUGUUAUUACUUAAAAAGUAUAGCUCCAUCUCCCCCAACUCAAGUUGAUGUUCUUGCAUAUCCUGAAAACGCAAUAACAGUUGAUUGGUCAGAUCCAAAGUGUGGGGAUUCCCCAUACAUUGAGUUUUACAGAGUCACUUGGUGUACUGCAAGCGAUACCAAGGAUUGUUCAGAUUUUAAUAAAGAAAGGGAUAUUUCAACAACUGAACCAUCUAAGUUGGUUUUACCAAAUCUAAAGGCUGGAACUUCUUAUGGUGUCAGAAUUCAGCAUAUUACAGGCGAUGGAAGAAUUAGUGAUUACAGUGAUAUGGUGUAUAUACAGCCUACAAAUAAUAAUUUAGCACCUUCAGAAAUUACAGCGAUAGCAGUUGGAGGAACCUUUUUAUUUAUGUUUGCAAUUGCCGGAGCAGUUUUCAUUUAUAGGCGAACAGCUUAUGGUAUCAGGGAAAUGAAACGGCCAUUAGAGAUUAUCACUCCAAAGAUAAAACUACAAGGAGGAAAUACGACUGACCCAGCAUUGAAUACUUCAUCAUCAAGCUCAUCAGGGGACCAGAGCUCAAUCUCUAGAUUGUUGAAAGAUAACAAGGUUAUACCAUAUUUUUCACAAGUAAGUAAAGACAGUGGUAGAUUCAGUUUAACAUCUGAUGCUUUGCAGUCUCCUGAAGUAGAUGGCAAACCAGAUCUAUUUCCUGUAGCGGAAGAGAGUAGAGGAGAAAACAAGAAGCACAAAUCCAGCGACAAUCAUAAGAAAAGUAUUCCAUUAGACCCAGAUUAUUCUAAAAUGGCGUUAGACAGUGAUAUACCACAUGAUCAUGCAUUUAGACAGGAAGCCUUCCAACAAAACAUCAUUGCUGCACCUGCCAUCCGUGCGUCCUAUCCAAAUGUUAAUCAAAAUUUUAACAGUUUUGACAGACAAUCCCAGUCUUCACAGAAGAUAUCCAAUAAUACGCUCUCAUCAUACAGAUCUAGUUCAGAUGAGAAGAUGUUAUUCGAUGGAAAAACAGAUGAAGAUGGAUAUAUGGAUGUGAAUGAGAGAAGUAAAUCUGUUGAAGAUGUAUAUCCAAAAGAUAUAACGAUUGAAGAUGAAAAUGUAGACAGUUAUUUAAGGACUCAGCAUGUUGACAUAGAUUCCAAUGUUACAGAAAAUAGUAUGCUUGAUUCUGCAUCUUCAAGAACACCAUUUUCAAAUGAUGAUGAACACGAAGUUCAAAGGUCAGGAAGUGAUGGACAACCAAUCAUGAAUCCGACAUAUAUUUCAACUGACGUCAUUGGAGUCCCUGAAGUAGAGUUUUGUGGUUUAACUGAAAGUUAUCAUCCUAUGGAUUCUAAAGAGAAUGGCAAAGCAAAUGAUGUAUUAUCACCCUUGAUUGAGGCUAAGGACGAGGACUCUAACAUAAGUAUGAUUAGCAAUGGUUACCUUUCUGAAGAUGCCAUGAAUAAUCAAGGAAUGUUAUUACCCAGAAGACAGCAGCCCUCUACUUAUAAUUCAGGUAGCUCAAAAGGGGAAUACCAUCGUCUUGAUUCCAUGGAAAACCCAAAGCUACUGGAUGAGCCACUGAUGAGAUAUGAUGGUGCAAGUCAAUACAAUGAUGCCUAUUUGGAAGAUGAUUUUAGAGCGCAGGGAAUUAUGAAACAUGACUUUGAACCAGGUCAAGAAGAGUUGAAUAGUAAUGGCUACCUUAAGGAGGAAGAGAUGAUGAAAUCAGAUGCUAUAAAUUCCAACAGGGGACCCAGCCAAGAUGAAUUAAACAGUGCUAGUUACCUAAGAGACAUAGAUAUGAGGAAUCAGAACAGGAAACCAGUCAAGCAAGAUCCUACAGGAGUAUUAGCAGAAAAUUUGAAUGAGUUGAUGGGUAAAGAUUACAGUUCUGGAGGAUACAUCACAGAAGGAGACUUUAGUAAUGGAAAUGUAAUUGAUGAAGACAAUUCAUCAUCCUUUGUGUCCGGUUCAAAUUACACAGGUAGAAUUGAGAACUCAAGUGGUCCAGCAUACAUCACUGAACAAAAUUUACUAAAUGUUAGGUUUGGUGGUAAUGAUCACAUUAGUGCCAGUUCUGAUUUAGAAAAUAAUCACUCUGGACAUAUAUUAACACCGUCAGAUGAUUCUUUUAGUGAGUCAAAUAGUUUACUUCAUGAAGAAAGAAAAUUAGACAAUGGAUAUAUUCAACAUAAUGCCAUGAAAACAUAACAGUAUGAAUUUUAUAUUUUUGUAAAGAAAGAUAAAUUAGUUACAACCUAUAUUUGCACUUAUAGGGUACACAAAGAUUAGGUUUCAGAUAAUAGUUAUAUUCAGGGGUUAACUUUUAUCAGUUUCUUGUUAAAAUCCUGUUAAAGUGUAUUUGAUAUUACAUCUUCAUUAAUACAUAUUAGAAUAGAGAAAUCCUUUCAAAUGUACAUACCUAAAUUUGUACAUAUUACGUUAACGAGGUCAGAGGACAGGUUUUCGAUUUAUAUUUAGCGGUUAUGUUUAGCAUCCAAUCAAGUCCUGUAAAAGUGUAUUUGAUCUUUUUACCUGAUAAUAACAACACUAUACAUUUGUUUGGUUAGAUCCAUUUUAGAUUCACUAUAUAUAGCUAGAAAGUACCUAACACUAGCCUCUUGACAAUAUUUGUUGAUUUUUUUACACUUUAUAAAGUGUAUAAUUUAAAUCCCUCCUUAUGUGAUUUUCAGUAUUAAUUGUUUAUUAUUAUUGUUAAUAUAUACCAAUGCAUCAACUUUUAUUCGGAAAUCAGAACAUCUUUUAUGAAUAUAAAUCUAAGAUGUUAGAUGAAUCAAAUUAUUCCUUUGGAUGUCUAAAAGGACUCAGAAUAAUCUUUUCUAAGAAAGACAUUUGCAAAUUUUUAAAUGUGAAAGAUUUCUCUUUGUUCAAGUUACUUAGGAGACAAGAAAGUGCCAUACAUGAAUAACUUGAAGUACUCUAAUAUAGAUGAUAUGUAAUGUCAUAUCUAUAGAAGUCCAUAAAAUGAAAGCUGUAAAUACAAAUUUGUGUUCAAAUAUGUACAAGUAUACCUUUUUUUUUCUUUGCCAUUUGAAAAUAUAUUGUAAAUAUUAUUGCUUAGUUGAAAUCCAUGUAUUAAAUCAAUGGCAAUAUUGAAGAAGAUUGAAUGUACACUCAUAUUUUAAAUGUGUUGCUGGGCUUUGUUUACUUGAGGUCAUAAGUCAGUAACAUUCUAUACAUGAAGUGUAACAUUUUUCUGAAUUUGGUAAAUCUUUAACUUUAUUCACAUAUAGGUUCUACAUCUGCAUCAAGUGUGAUACAUUAUUUCUCCACUACAGGCACUUAAAUAUUCAAAUUUAAAAUGUGAGGAUUGUCAAGCUUUUACAAUAUUUAAAAUUUAACUCUAAAGAGUGGAGAAAUAUCAUUUUGCCCAAGAUUCUGUGACGGAAUCUGUUUCUCUAAUGAUUUUUGGACCAUAGGUUGACAAACUUGUUCACUGAUCUGCAAAAAUAUGUGUUCUCUCCAUGUGAUGUCAUCAGACAUGGUCGCCCUUUUUUCUUGACAUCACAAUAGGAAAUUCUGAAGAAAGCCAAAAAAAUUUGACAUCAUAAAUGAAUUUUGACCAAUGAAUGACUGAGAUCAAAGGAUCCACAGAAUUAGAGAAAAGAUUAUAUAUCAUAUAUCUAAGAGUAUUGAAGAUUUACAAAUCAUGAAUUGGUAGAUUUAUAGUUCUGAAUAUCUUUUUUUUAAAGUGCUAUAGAAGUAUUAGUUUAUUUAAUCUGAGCUUAAAAAAAUCAAACAAAGUGACAGAUAUUUAUGUUUAUCUGAAUGUUGAAGUAGAUCCUCGUAUGGAGUCAUUAUUGCUUUACCUGAGCUUGUGCAAUGGGGCAAAUGAACAUAAUCUAUAUAAUAUCAUAAAGUGCCUUUCAUAAUGAUGUAUAAAUUAUAUAGAAAUAUAUAUAUAAACAAGUCUAAAUUGAAAACAACGUUCAAACCUAUGAUUGCGUUAGAUAAAAACCGCAAUUUUUAUACGUGUGCAUGCAAAACAAAUUUCUUAUUAGAGGGGUCUAAAUUCAGCACAAACAACAUUUUCCAAAAGACCAAAAAAGUGAAAAAGUAUAUUUUUAACAAAACGCAUUUGACUAAAAAGUCGAACAACAAAUGUUCUUAAACCCUGCUGACUGCCAUUGGCGAUUGCCAAAUAAACGGAUCACCGAUGUAAUAAAUGGAUCUUAAUUAUAAAUUUAAUAUUAAACAGAAAACAAUAAACUUGCGGAAAAGAUUGUAUAUCGCAAAAUAUAUAUAUAUUGGCUUUGGUUUUUUUUUUAAUUGUAUAUUUUGUUAUUAAGAAAUAGGUAGGAUUGAUCUGAAGAUACACCUUUCCACUCUCCUAUCAAUUAUCAGUUACUAAAAGCAUCAAAUAUAUAGAAAGUGUGAAAAUAAAUGCUUGCAGCAUGUAAUCUUGGUCAAAUAUGAAUUUGUAUAUAGAUGUAUGGUAUACUUCCAUUGCUUGUAUAUUAUUCAGUUUUUCAAUGAAAUAUAAAAUCAGCCACUUUCUUAAAAAUUGUGCAUAUAAAAUCCCAAUGCUGUACAAAUUUUCUACCAAGUGGUUAUUAAGAUUCGUAUUUUUGUGAGCAAAUUAUAUUAAUGAAAAAUAUACAGUUGCAGGAUGGUGUUGAAGACGGCAAAUUUUUCUUAGUUGGUAGUUGAAUGUUUGUAUUUGACAUAACAUUAAAUACUUCUUGUAUUUACAUUGCUGUAUAAUUUGCUUUCAUGAAUUGAUCAGUCAUAAUUUUUUAUAUAAUUACAUCAUUAUGUAAACAUUGUUUUGAAAACAGUUGUUAAAUCUUUAUUAUCUGAAUGUAAAUAUUAAAAUAAGUCAUCAAAUUCAGUCCCAUUUGUUAUUGAUAUUCUAAGAAAAUAUAUAAGUUUGUUGUAUAUACUAUAUACAUUUUAUAUUUUUUUUUCUUAUUGUUAUUGACAUAAAGCUUUAAGUGCUAUUUUGACCAUAUUAAAAAUGGCUUCUUGAUUGUCUAUGAUAUUUCUCAAAUUAUAAUUCUAUAGUGCUAUACUCUGUGGAACAAUAGCUAGAAAAUAGCUGUCUGGCUUUGAAAAUUGAAAACUCAGUUUAUACUGUUCAUAGAACAUGAAUUAAUCUGUUUGGCAUCAUGCCAUUUACCAUUGUCAAAGUGAGGACAAUCAAAUACUAUUGUGAUAAAAUAAAAGUGCAAUAGUCAUUUUGCACAAAAUCCUAUUUCCAUGAAAACAAUCCAUACUUGGUCUAUCAAUGUUGUCAUGCAUGUAGACUAUAUAAUAGUUGAGAUCUUUCUGUUGUAUGUAUUUUGGCCAUUUAGACAAAUAAACAAUAUAGUCUAAAAAAAUAACCUUAGACUAAAUUCAGUCAACCUUCAGUAACUUGAAGACCAUGUAUCUUUAAACCUGUUAUGAAUUCAUUUUAAAUUACAUUUGGACUAAAAUAGCAUAAUAGAAAGAAAUAAAAACACAAUUUAGGAGCAUGUCAGUAAUUGGGAGUUGAAAUCUAAGACUUGGAUUUGGAGGGUGGGUGAGGGUAUGCUCCUCCUCCUUUAUGGAGCUACAUAUAUGGUUAAUGUAUAGACUUUUACAUAUCCCACUCCUAAUGUUGCAUUUUUUUCCUCUUUAUGAAAAAUGGUAUCCAUUAUUGUUUUUAUUUGAAAAAAAAAUCUUGAAAAAGUUGAUGAAAUGAAAUAAAAAAACAAACAACCUGAAAAAUGCUGUACCCUAAAAAAAUUUUCUUUUCUUAUUACACAGAGCCAUCACAUUUUUCUGCUGCUGAUAAUCCCAGUAGAUCCUCAAGCUUCUAUGAGUGCAUGUGAUGUUAUCAAGAAGCUUUCACAUUUAGAAUUAAUUUUAUUUAAAUUAAGAUAUAAAUGAAAUUUAUAAAUGUGCUCAACAGGUCAACUGAGAAUCAAAUAAAUCGUUAUUUAAAAGAUUCUCAUUCAUAUACUUUUUCCUGAUGGGUGUCUCAUUUUAAUAUUUUUGUUUAUAUUGUGUUUUAAUUAAAUUUUACAUGAGCUAGUGCUGUUUUGGUGCUAAAUCAUUCAAUUAAAUCUGUUUAUGGUCAUCCUAAAAGCCAGUUAAGCUAUUUUAAUGAUGUAUGAAGGGACAGGGUGGUCUCAGUACUUUUUAACAUUGUAUAUAAACUCAUCAUAUAAAUGAUCUGAUUUUUUUUAUUGAAUAUUUAUCAGUAAUUAUACAAGUAGUGCUAUUAGAUAUUGUCUCUCUUCAUAGACUCCACUGUUUACUAUUCUGUAACCUAGUCUUUUUUUCCACAAAUGAUAUGUUAUGUGUGUGCUAUAAUACUCUUGCUUUCAGUUUUUUUUAGAUAGGCAUUAUAAAGAUAUACAUUUUCCUUUACAAUUAGUAAUUUUAUGCUUUAUAUACAUAGCUUUACAGUAUUAAAGUGAUUUGAAAUAAUGUCUAAUGUAUAUAACCAUUACUUGGUGCAGUUCUGUUGUUUGUAGUCAAUACUUCAAUAUGUUCUUUUAGUUAUUCUUUUCAAAGAAUGUUACUAUAAUAAUGUCAAACAUAUGCAUAUUAAAACAAUUCAGCCUCUUUUUUCCCCCAAAAUAUCCUAUUUAUUUUUCCCAUGUCUGUUUGGGCAGUAUGGUUAAAGCAAAUAUUUUGUAUUUUAUGAAAUUUGAGGACUUUUUUAUUUAGUUUGUUUAAAAAUAAAUUAUGCUUGAUGCAACAUAAAUUGGUUCUUUGACUUUAUUACCUUUGUUGUCCAUCUGACCUUCAACAUUGAGGUAUUACAAUCAUUUAACUCAGCCACUUCAAAUCAAUUUAUAACAAGCAAUUGAAAAUUUGGUUUAUAUAUUUUUCUGUGCUGUUGUGUUCUCAACUGUUUAAAAAAAGGAGACAUGAAUAUCCUAAAUAUUUAUGGUUUUGCAAUAUGUACAAAACUGAGUUACAAAACAGAAUGGACAAUUAGUUCAUUUGAAAGUAUAUAUAUAUUUUUCAAAUUCUAUAAUCUUUUCCUCAUUUAUGAAUAAAAUGUUUUCUAGAUAGUUAGAGCAUGAUGCUGCAUUAGGCAGAGUAUAUUAUUGUAUUAAUACUGCAUAGCUAAAGUCAUCUUUUCUUUUAAUGUCAUCAUCUAUGUUAAGUAGUAUUUAAUCAGGUUUAAGAUUGAUUUGUUUUAAAUUUGAUUAUAAUUGUUGAGUUAAAAUCCAAUUUAAACAUAUAGAAUGAUGCAAAUAACUUGUUCUGACUAUUGAAGCUUUCAGUGUUAAAAACUUAUCUGUAAAAUCAAAUUUCUCAGCAUUUGUUUCAUAGUUUGUCAUGCUAGGGCCUUUUAAAAUUUACAGUGUGAUAUGGGCUUUGUUCAUUGUUGAAGGCCGUACAGUGACUUAUAGUUGUUUACAUCCUCAUCUUUUGGUCACCGGUGGAUAGUUGUUUCUUAGGCCAUCAUAACACAUCUUCUUUUUUAUGUAAUUAGAAACACCUUGUAUGUUAUGUAUUUUGAAUCAUAAUUCUUCAAAUUAGAAAGAAUGUCUACCAUAAAUUAUAACCUACAUAAUUAAGGAAGAACUUAAGUGAUAAUUACUCUACUGUUAUCUUGCAUGUCUUCCAUGUCAUUCAAUCAAAAUAAAAAAAUUUCUGAAAAUCAAAUCCAAAUGUUACAAGAUAAUUGAUUUAUUUAUCACCCUUCCCUUUGCUCAGUUGCUUGGUAAUUCUUGUAUCACAGCUUUGAGACAUGAGCUAGCAUUAUCAGAUAUGUCACAAUGUCUGAGGAGAAGUUAUAGAUUUAUAAAUCAGGAUGUUUUUAAAAAUGAUAAACUUUCCUUAACUUUUUUUUAAUGACAUGUUUAGAAGUAUAUUAUAUUCAAAGAUAGUUUUCUUUGAACGAAAAACUACAAAGAAUUUCGACAUUUGUGAAUAAAAAAUUAGACAGAAAAAUGUAGUUAUGAUAAUGUGAUAUCUGAAGUUUCUAUUAUCCAAAGAUAAAUAACAAGGGAUGUAAAGUAGACUAGCUUGGUCCCAAAAUCAACAAAAAUAUAAAAUCAUUAUGAAAAACCUUUAUGGUAUACAAUCACUAAUUUGGGCCCAGUUUAAGAAGAAUAUAUAAGAAAGUAGUACAUAUUUCACACAAAAUAGUUCCUAUGCAUAGCUGAUGCUAAAAUUGUUUUGUUGAUCCAAGAAAUUGGGAGCUGAUUUUUAAUAGAAAUACCAAGAAACAAUGCACAAUUAGACUUUUCGUUUUGAAUUUUCCUUGGAGCUCGGUAUUUUUGUUAUUUUACUUUUUAGUAGUUUUUCAUAUAUUUGUGAUAAUUGAGAUAAUUUUGACAUCAUUUUUGAUGUUAUCACACCAUCAAUGUUGCCUUAAUUGCUAUCUGUUUUACUGCAUUUACUAGAAAACAACACAAGUAAUGUUCAAUUUGCACUGCCAAUGAAUGUUCCGAAUGAUCCUUUAUCUUUUUUUAAUUUUAUAUGAAAAAAAGUUCUAUGAGCUCUUUCAGAUCUAAGGUCUCAUACUCAGUACAUUCUGGGAAAAUUAUAUGUUUGGAUUUAAUUAAAAACAGAAUGAAAGAUUGAUAAAGAAAUAUUCUAUGUAAUAAUCUAGCAGCCUUGCACAUUAAUAACAGCCAUAUUAAAUUUUAUUAUAGAUUAUCAAUGAUUCUUCAAAACAGGGAGUUUCUUUGCAACAGUCUAAUGGACGAUGUAAAGCCAAAUGUUCAUUUUUAUACGACCGCAAAAAAAUUUUUGGGAUCGUAUAAUGGUAUGAUGUCGUCGUCGUCCGAAGACACAUUGGUUUCCGAACAAUAACUUUAGUGUAAGUGAAUGGAUCUCUAUGAAAUUUUUCAGGAAGGUUUAAUACCACAAAAGGAAGGUUGGGAUUGAUUUUAAGGAUGAUGGUCCAAACUGUUUAGGAAUUAGGGGCCCAAAAGGGGCCCAAAACAAGCAUUUUUCUAGUUUCAGGAUAAUAACUUGUGUAUAAGUAUUUCGAUUGCUCUGAAAUUGUACCACAAUGUUUAAUACCACAAGUAAAAGGUUGGGAUUGAUUUUAGGGGUUAUGGGGCCAACAGUUUAGGAAUUAGGGGCCAAAAGGGGCCAAAAGAAGCAUUUUUCUAGUUUCCAGACAAUAACUUGUGUGUAGGUGUAUGGAUCUCUCUGACAUUGUACCACAAGGUUCCAUAUCACAAAGGGAAGGCUGGGAUUGAGUUUGGGGUUAAUUGCCCAAAACAUUAAGGGCCAAAAAAGGGCCAAAAACAAGCAUUUUUCUAGUUUCCAGACAAUAACUUGUGUUUAAGUGUAUGGAUCUCUCUGAAAUUGUACUACAAGGUUCCAUACUACAAAGGAAAGGCUGGGAUUGAGUUUUGGGGUUAUUGCUCCAAGGGGGUUUCAAAAACCUAUGCGGUCGUAUCAGGCUGCGCUCAGCGAAGCAUUUUAUUCUAAGUAAGGCAUUAUAUAAAGCUUAACUUUAAAGGUAUUUUGAAUUGUGACAUAGUGUUUAGAUAAACAACUAAAAUACCUUGUAAGGGUUGUGAGAAAUUCCAAAUCUCCUUUUUUCCUAUGCAACUUUGAGGACAUUUACUAUGCAUUCAUCCUUUUGUUCAUGAAAAACCAAAGAUAUGCUGAUCUAUGAUAACUAUAAACGUUUUUUUCUCACUAAAUUGAUAUAUAGUUAUAGUGGCUCGAUUUUUUAUUUUUGUUAUUAUUCAGUUGAAAGAUGCCUGAUUUAGAUCAUUGAUAAGUUUCUGCACUUAUUUUACAGAUGUCAUGAAAUGAUUUAAUUCCAUGGUAUGAUUUAAUUAAAUAUUAUUUUUUGGAA